AUUUCCUCUGUUGAAAGACCCACACAGAAACAGACAUUUCUGUUUUCUACGAUGGCAUGUAGGCUGAUCCUGUUCAUUUCUCUUCUAACUUACAAUUCAGGGAUCAGUGCUGAGAUCUCUGUGUUUGUUCAGACGGGAGAUUCUGUUCAACUGGAUAUACAGACACAAGAACUACCAGAGUUUGAUUUUUUUUCCUGGACUAAUGAAAAAUCAGAAGUUAUUGUUAGAUAUACUAAUGGAACUAAAACAGUAAAGCGUUACCCUUCCUACAAGGACAGAGUUGAUUUCAAUGAUGAAACCCUCUCUCUCACACUGAAGAACAUGCAAAAGACAGACAGUGGACUCUAUACAGCAAGAGCAAGUGGAGAAUUUGAGAAAAAUAUUCUUAUAUACAGAGUAUCUGUUAUAGGUGCAGUGGAAGCUCCGGUCCUGACUGUAAACUCAAACUUGUCCAGCUCUGACCCCUGUAGCUUUACAUGUAAAGGAAGUAACAUUACUAUCAACUCCAUCUAUAAGAUUAGCAGCUGUUCUCCAGAGGAAGUGACAUCAUCUGAUAACUACACUCUAAGACUGAACUGCAGUGAUGACUACAUCAUAUGUAACCAUAGCAACCCAGUGAGCUGGAAGACUGAAAUAAAAAAGGUUAAUGAACUCUGCCCUGUUGAUCAAGAAAUACCACGAGCUGUUUUUUUUCAAUCAGCGCUUCCCUUGUGGUUUAUCCCCCUUAUUUGCCUAUUGACAAUGAGUUUGUUGGCAUCAGUGAUCGGCUGGUGUCUCUACAAGAGAAAAAAAGAUCAUUCUUACACCCCUGACCAGCAGAAUGAUGAACAUACGGAGAAUAUUAAUCCACAAAGCUCGCUGGAUAAAUUGGAGAAAUCAAAAAUUCAUUCCACAGUUUAUGAUACUGUAAGAGAACAUGGAACUCCUGAUGUUACGGUGGAAAGCAACCAGACUUCACCCAAUCAUGACUCUAGUGCAACACUAACAGAGAAGAGCCAGCCCAAUGCAGCAGCCACUAUCUACUCUACCAUUGAGAAGGAACCAAAAUCUGACACAAUUUAUGCUGUGGUCAAUAAAUCGCCAGCUGGGGAUAAAUCUGUACUUCCAAAACUGGAAUAAAGCAUGCAUAAUAAAAGUAGUCUGACUUUUUUUUAAAGGUGCCAUAGAAUGGAAAAUUGAAUUUACCUUGGCAUAGUUGAAUAACAAGAGUUCAGUACAUGGAAAUGACAUACAGUGAGUCUCAAACUCCAUUGUUUCCUCC
Megalobrama amblycephala (Wuchang bream) is the source of this 1261-nucleotide messenger RNA. RefSeq names its product SLAM family member 9-like. Bases 52 to 1119 code for a protein of 355 amino acids. Lineage: Eukaryota; Metazoa; Chordata; Actinopteri; Cypriniformes; Xenocyprididae. The record is from RefSeq and is a predicted model, not a curated record. The transcript has 7 exons.